AGCCUAACCGAGCAAUUUGAAAAUCAGUUUCGGACCUUCGCCUCCAGAGAAUUUCAAGGCGUUCUUUAUAUGACGCCUGAUGAUUUUGUUUUUUCUGUAAUAAAUGAACAGCCACCAAGGCGACAACUUCAGUCGAUUUCCGAAAAUGAACUGAGCAAGCUACUGGAUAAAACACCAGAAAAGGUUGUACAGCAACCAACUUUGUUUCGUCUUCUUGGGAACCUAAUGAUUACUCAUACUUAUAUUUUGAGAGAACCAAAAUCUGGAUUCGAGAUCGCCUUCAAGGUGCUGGAUUUCGACUGCAGCGGAACUAUUGAGUUGGAUGAAUUUUCCUCAUAUGCCAAUAAUGAGCCGGUCAUUCAAACAUCCCUUAUGCGACAUUUCUUCGGGAAAAAUGGCAGGAAGAAGCUAAGUUAUGAGGAAUUCCGCACAUUUGUUGAAAAUUUACAAAACGAAAUUUUAGAAAUUGAGUUCCUGAGAGAGACAAACAACCGGUCAGUGAUGCAUCCCGAACAGUUUGCUCACAUACUUCUUAAUCACACAAAACUGCCAGAAAGUUGCUACGAUAAUUUUUUAUCCCGCCUCAAACGCCUAUCUCCAGAUCUCGAGGUAUUACUUAGUUGCAUCAACAUUUUGAUCGAACUGUCAGAUUACAAGAAGUUUUUUCAUUUUUUGAACCACCUCCGUGAUUUCCAGCUUGCAAUGAAAAUGUAUAUGCUGGCUAAUAAAGCAAUUUCACUAGUUGAAUUUAGACGAGCAAUCAAGGCCUGCACUGGCGAAGAACUUGGCGACGGCAUCCUUAACACAGUGUUUUGUCUUUUUGAUGAAAAUGGUGAUGGUCGUAUUAGUCCAACUGAAGUUAUGGUACUCCUAAAAAACCGAAGACUUCGGGGUUUGACUAAGGAUUUUACCAUACGCCGUUCGUCUGAUGCUGAAGACAUCUAA
This is a messenger RNA of Dibothriocephalus latus, 945 nucleotides long. Lineage: Eukaryota; Metazoa; Platyhelminthes; Cestoda; Diphyllobothriidea; Diphyllobothriidae. The record is from the annotation of a GenBank genome assembly.